CUCACGAUGGCGUCCUGCUCCCCGGCUGUACGUUUCUGCCAGAAGCUGAACAGGCUGAAGACCCUGGAGGACGACAUGAUGGCGACGUCCCUCAGACGUUGCUUGUCCACGCUGGACCUGGCACUGCUCGGCGUGGGCGCCAUGAUCGGCUCGGGACUUUACGUUCUCACGGGGGCCGUCGCUAAGGACACGGCGGGACCGGCGGUCGUGGUGUCCUUCCUGGUGGCUGGUGUGGCCUCUCUUAUGGCGGCCCUCUGUUACGCUGAAUUCGGUGCUCGCGUCCCUAAAACUGGCUCCGCCUACAUGUUCACGUAUGUUUCUGUUGGGGAGAUCUGGGCCUUUCUGAUUGGCUGGAACGUCAUCCUGGAGUACAUGAUUGGUGGUGCGGCGGUGGCCCGUGCCUGGAGUGGCUACCUGGACUCUAUUUUUGAUCACCGCAUCCGGAAUUUCACCGAAAGUCACGUGAUGCGAUGGAAUGUACCCUUCCUCGCUCAAUACCCAGACUUCUUAGCGGCAGGAAUUCUGUUGGUUGCUUCGUUCAUCAUUUCAUUCGGCGUGCGCGUGUCGUCCUGGCUGAAUCACGUCUUCUCCGCCGUUAGCAUGCUUGUUAUAGCAUUCAUCCUCAUUUUUGGAUUUGCCCUGGCCGAUCCGGUGAAUUGGAGUGCACGAGAGGGGGGGUUUGCCCCCUUCGGGUUUUCGGGCAUCAUGGCGGGAACGGCCACCUGCUUUUACGCGUUUGUGGGGUUUGAUGUGAUCGCUGCAUCCAGUGAGGAGGCGCGUGACCCUCGGAAGGCUGUUCCUAUAGCGACUGCCAUCUCAUUGGCCCUGGCGGGCACGACUUAUAUUCUGGUCUCGAUGGUUCUGACUCUGAUGGUUCCUUGGCACACACUGGACCCGAACUCAGCGCUCUCUGAUGCCUUCUUCCGGCGUGGGUACAGCUGGGCCGGCUUCAUCGUUGCUGUAGGAUCUAUUUGCGCAAUGAACACGGUGCUGCUGAGCAACCUCUUCUCCCUGCCUCGGAUCGUCUACGCCAUGGCCGAGGACGGCCUCUUCUUCUCCGUCUUCUCUCGGGUUAAUCCGGUCACCAAAGUUCCCGUCAUCGCCAGCCUGGUGUUCGGGAGUCUGAUGUCUAUUCUGGCGCUCAUCUUCGACCUGGAGGCGCUGGUUCAGUUCCUCUCCAUCGGCACGCUGUUAGCCUACACGUUCGUAGCAGCCAGCGUCAUCGUGCUCCGUUACCAACCUGAUAAAACCAGCGGUGCUAAAAAGGACACGGCCGUGCCCUCACCGUGCCAAGCGGGCAUUUCUGGCUCUGACAUGAAAGAGGACGGCGGUGAGCUGAAGGAGUACGAGUCGUUCUCAGACAAGCUGCGCCUGGUGGAGAGGCCGAAGGUCCCGGGGACUCUCGGCGCCCGCUGGGAACCGUACCUGGGCCGCGUGUUGGGUGACUGGGCGCCGGGCGAGGUGGUGGCGUUCAGUGUGUUGGCUCUGAUGGUGACUUCCGCGUCGCUCUGCUCUGUGCUCAUUUUCGGGAAGAGCUACCUGGAGUUGCCGACGUGGAGCUUCGUCCUGCUGCUGGUCAUUUUCAGCCUGGCGUUUGUCCUCAGCCUCGUCGUCAUCUCAGUCCACGAGCAGCAGAGCAACACCAAGACCUUUCAGGUUCCUCUGGUCCCACUUGUUCCUGGUGCCAGUAUCCUGCUGAAUGUGUUCCUCAUGCUGAAGCUCAGUGUGCUCACCUGGCUCCGAUUUACCAUCUGGGUGGCCGCAGGGCUGAUUGUUUAUUUCGGUUACGGUAUUUGGAACAGUAAAGAAGGUCUGAAGGAACCACAGUGCGUCUCUGCCCGCUAUGUGGUCCUGCCCAGUGGGAGCCUGGUGGAGACCGUCCAGAACGUCCAGCCAGACGGACACACUCCCACGCCCAGCGCACACACUCCCACACCGGGCUCCGACGACCCGCAAGCCAACAGAUGAUCUGUGUGUGUGUGUUUGGUGUGUCUGCAGCCACAAGCUAUUUGUGUGUGUGUGUGUGUGUGUGUGAUGUUUUCUCUGUACUGCCGCCGCCUGCUCUGCCUUCCU
Molecule: messenger RNA, 2073 nt
Organism: Trichomycterus rosablanca
Lineage: Eukaryota; Metazoa; Chordata; Actinopteri; Siluriformes; Trichomycteridae
Gene: slc7a4
Product: solute carrier family 7 member 4
Exons: 5
Coding region: 7-1968 (653 amino acids)
Biological process (GO): amino acid transport; transmembrane transport
Cellular component (GO): plasma membrane
Molecular function (GO): amino acid transmembrane transporter activity
Source: RefSeq, a predicted model, not a curated record